This is a messenger RNA of Eleginops maclovinus (Patagonian blennie), 2073 nucleotides long. RefSeq names its product caspase recruitment domain family, member 9 (gene card9). Gene Ontology annotation, molecular function: CARD domain binding. Gene Ontology annotation, cellular component: cytoplasm. The record is from RefSeq and is a predicted model, not a curated record. Lineage: Eukaryota; Metazoa; Chordata; Actinopteri; Perciformes; Eleginopidae. Gene Ontology annotation, biological process: regulation of apoptotic process; positive regulation of canonical NF-kappaB signal transduction.
CUGCUGAAUAAACUUCAGAAGUACUUCAUUAUAUUUCUGCAGUACUCAGUGUUUAGAGCCGACUGGGAACAGGGUCACCUGUGUCAAUAUGUUAAUGAGGAGGAGCUGCUGCAACCUGAUUGGUCCAUUCAGAUUAAGAGUCUGAGGGGGCAGAGCCAAAAACAGGAAGUGACAAAAGUGAUUUCUUCCUCAGAAAUCACAGAAGAGAGACGCUCCGGAGGACUGAAGAUGGACAGUGAGGACGACCUCUGCUGGCUGCAGCUGGAGGACUUCAGGCUGCUGCUCCUCAAAACCAUCGAGCCCUCCAGAAUCACACCCUACCUCCGCCAGUGCCAGGUGAUUGGUGCUGAGGAUGAGGAGCAGCUGUUUAAUGACCCCACCCUCGUCAUCAGGAGGAGAAAAGUGGGAGCGCUGCUAGACAUCCUGCAGAGGACGGGGGUCAAAGGUUACACAGCCUUCCUGGAGAGUCUGGAGCUGGAUUACCCUCAGCUGUACAGCCGCAUCACAGGGAAGGAGCCCAACCGGACCUUCAGCAUCCUCAUAGACACAGCAGGUGAAUCUGGUCUGACUCAGUUCUUGAUGUCAGAGCUGAGCCGCCUGCAGAGGGCACUGCAGGAGGAGAGGAGGCGCCGGCAGCAGGCCUGCUCCGUCGCUAAGGAACAGGAGGUGUGGUCUCGGCAGCAGCAGCUGAGGGACCGCGAGCUCCGGAAGCUGACGGAGCGAGUGCAUAAGAUCCGAGAGGAGCGCGAGCGUCUGAGCGAGGAGGUGAGGCAGCUCCGAGACCACAACUACAGCCUGAUGGCCGACAUCAACGCGCUGAGCCAGGACAAGAGCAGCACCCUGCUGACCAACAGAGACCUGCAGAUAGAGGUGGAGCGUCUGAAACACACCGUGCUGCGAGCUGAGAGUCAGACUCGGCUCCUGAGAAGAAGAACCAUGAGACCGCUGCAGGAGAGCAGGAGUCUGGCUCUGCCCACAGAAACCUUCUUCCACCCCAACAGACAGGAGGAGAACCAGGAGGACAAGAAGGAGGAGGAGAAACAGCCUGAGAAACAGCAGGAGAAACAGCCGGAGAAACAGCCGGAGAAACAGCAGGAGAAACAGCCGGAGAAACAGCAGGAGAAACAGCAGGAGAAACAGCAGGAGAAACAGCAGGAGAAGGGAAGUCCUCCACAGAUCAACCUCCUCACUUCAGUGUUGAGACUGAGGAGAGACCUCCACAGAGCCGAGGAGCAGAGAGCCAAGAGCGAAGAGGAGAAGGAGGAGCUGGAGCUGCUCUCUGCCCAGCUGAAGGGAGACGCCAGGAUGUACCGACAGCGAAACAAACAGACCCUCCGUCAGCUGGAGGAGGUGAUCAGAGAGAGAGACAAGGCUCUGUCGUCGCGGGCCGAGCAGCAGGAGGAGGCCCGGCUGCUCCUGCAAGAGAAGGAUCAGUACAGGGAGCAGGUCAGGCAGCUCAGCGAGCAAUCUGAUAGGCUGGAGCUGCUCCUGCUGAGGUCACAGGGGGAGGAGCUACAGCUGAGGACACGCCUCCGCAGACUCACCUGCAACUCUCACCUGGGGGAGAGGAGCAGUGAGGAGGAGGACUCCCCAGGGAGCGUGGCUAAAGGCAGCAGUGAGGAGCUGCGCAGCGGGACGUCGGGGGAGAACGAGGAGGCGCUGCAACAACACAAGCCUCCUGCAGGAGGCGCCACUGAGUCUGAGCAGAACCCCAUCACUGCUGCAUCAUGGGACGAGGAGACAGACGGCUGUCUCACCUAUAGAAGGUGUCCCAACUUCCGGAAGCGGGCCCUCAGGUCGAAGCUGGUUGCUAGGGAUUACGCAGCAGGUAACCUUGACGACAGCAGCAUCAGUGACAUCACUGACUCUGACUGAAAACAAGACCAUUACCCAGGACCACCAGCCCACUGGGACCAUUAUCCAGGACCACCAGCCUGAGACCAUUACCCAGGACCACCAGCCCACUGGGACCAUUAUCCAGGACCACCAGCCUGAGACCAUUACCCAGGACCACCAGCCCACUGGGACCAUUAUCCAGGACCACCAGCCUGAGACCAUUACCCAGGACCACCA